Molecule: messenger RNA, 1146 nt
Organism: Orbilia oligospora ATCC 24927
Lineage: Eukaryota; Fungi; Ascomycota; Orbiliomycetes; Orbiliales; Orbiliaceae
Exons: 2
Coding region: 1-1146 (381 amino acids)
Source: RefSeq, a predicted model, not a curated record
AUGUUCGAGUUAGAAUCCCACCAAGGGCCGACGGCGGUAGAAUUCACUCUCUUGGAUGCUGUCGCCGAUGCAAUGGAAGAUAAGGCAUAUUUGGCAAAGGUAUUCAACACGUGGAAAAAUUCUGGAGAGUCUAGUGCCGAUGGUUUACUUCAUUUCCAAUUCCAUACCGCCAAGUUCAUACGUGAUCAUGUUGGCUGGAUAAUUCGCGACGACACUCAACCUAUUAUCGAUACAUUUUUACAAAUAAUCGACCAAGAGGCGCUUAUGGACAAAGAAUAUGCCAAAUAUCUCCUAUCGAGUAUCUUGAAGGGCACAUUUGCAAGUGAGGAUAUGGGAAGCUCAAAUGAAGGCCGGUACCAAUCCUGCCUUGCGACAACCGCAACCAUAGUCGAAAAGUUGUGGCAAAAGCGUGCAAUUUCAAUACUCCAAGCUCGGCAGUGGGUUUUUUUCCAGCAUUGGAUGUGGAUGGAACGACGGCCCCAAGGGGAGAUAGCCCUUUCUCAUUCCCUGGCUAGUUUACCCGAAACAUGGCCGAUAUGUAUCGAAGGAAGGGAAAGCCCAGCCCCUCAACGACUACCGGGGAUAUCGGCUUGGUAUGACCCGGCGAGAAUGGGACAAAACAGUGAAAUGGACGCCCUACCACAGAAUCAAACUCCAUUCGUCGCGUCGACAACUGCAACUACUCAAAUUGUCCAUCAAGGAACUGGGCAUCAACCGGCGGACACCAUAUCUAAGGACCAGACAUCACACGAUGGGUCGGUAUUCAUUGACACGGCUUCUGAAAACAUUGGUGUGGAAGGCCGCGAUAAGAGUCCCAUUUCAAACGGAAAUUCGCCGAUACAAAGCAUUACAGGAACUGGGGGGUCUCAGCCCAAAGUUUCUAGCGAGCCCGGAAUUUCACUUAUUAGCACUGCUAAAACUCCCCAGGGCGUCAGAGUAGGGAAGGACCACGACCUUGAGAAACGUGCACAGCCACUAGAAAGUUCCAAGAGAAGACAAUCGAAAAGACUGGCCGCAAACAGCAGUCGUCGAAAACAGCCGCGGAAACAAGUAAUCAAAGUUAAACGGGAAUUUCCUUUUAUCAGAGCUGAAAGGGAUGGGCAGCCUGGUUCGUCUAUUAACACCCCUCUUACUAUCAAUGAUUGA